Molecule: messenger RNA, 4971 nt
Organism: Bombus huntii
Lineage: Eukaryota; Metazoa; Arthropoda; Insecta; Hymenoptera; Apidae
Gene: Obp5
Product: general odorant-binding protein 56d-like
Exons: 5
Coding region: 2062-2490 (142 amino acids)
Biological process (GO): olfactory behavior; sensory perception of smell
Cellular component (GO): extracellular region
Molecular function (GO): odorant binding; dibutyl phthalate binding
Source: RefSeq, a predicted model, not a curated record
GUGUUGUUUGUGCGAAAAAUAAGAGAAGGAGCGACACGCGAUACGAAUGCAGAAAAUGCCAUGUCGGAUUACGUAUCGAUAAUUGUUUUGAAAUUUUUCACACACAACUGAAUUAUUAACUUGUGUUAUAUUUACUAAAUUUAGUUUUCUAGUUUAUCGUUUUUUAGUUUAUUAUCCAGAUUCUAGUUUAUUGCAAAUUUCAAUGUUUAUAAUAAAUGAUUGAUACUAAAAAAUAACGCUCUUGAACCAUAUAAUCUCGUGCAAAAGAAUUACUAUAACUUAUUACGAUUUGCGCUUUCAAUAGUCAAUCAACAGAGUUAAGUCUAGCGAAAAAGUACUCCGUCCACAGCGAUGGUCAGCGCUGGCCGCGAGUAUUCAACGCUCCAAGGGUUAAAUUUCUCUUAAUUUGAUAAUAAAUGUACCAUUCGUUUGCAAGGGAAAAACGUGAAACCGAAAUAAUUUAUUUUACCCUCUAAAUGUUAUAACCGUUGCUUUACUUUCGAUUGAUCUUCUAUAAAUGUAUAAGUAUCCGCGAUCUGCUAAUGAUAUAAAAUCAAUUGACAAAUAACAAGAGCAAGAUAUAUGAUUUCGUUGCACACGCAGAAAUAUUUUCUUUACGUCCAACAUAAAUCUACGAAAUUUCUAUGAAAACUUUUAAAUUGAUCGUUUCAACCAUUCUGAUAAUUCUAGCGCUAAGAUCCUUAAAAUCCCAGAAAUUCGUUUGUUAUUCAAAUUCAAAACCAAAGUUUCGCAUCUCAUCGACGGUAACAUAUACGUUUCCAAUGAAUUUCAUCGCGCUCGAUCCACGAACUCUCAAAGAGGAGCCGGAAUAUUCUGGCAAAAGCCAUCGUCUCUUCAAAAGCCAAGCUUACUAUAGUCGCUUGCAGCAAAAGAGAAAAGAAAAACGAAGGGAUGAACAUCGAAAAGGACACGAAGAGGAAUUCCUCUCGAGAUUCGUUGAAGUAUAGGACGAUCAGGUGGAAACGAAUCGCCGAGGAGAUCGUGUCGAGAGGGUGGAAAAAAAUGUAAUUAUCGAACCGGCGAAGAGUAGCCCCACGAACUAAUGGCCGCGGGGAUGGCGUCGCUUUCUGGCCAGAUGCUCCUGUUUUAAGGGUGUCUCUCGAGAUACAAGGGUUCGACAUUAACGCCGAGUCUUCGGUCGGCGAAGGGAGCUGCAGACAAAGCGAACGACCGGCCAAAACUUGCUUCGUACAAGUUGGAGCGUGCAAACCGCACCGAGCGGGUGUGGGGCUCGAGACGGUGCAGUGGCUGGCAUGAUCGAGCCUGUGACUGUUACCGCGAACUAUAAUGGAAUAAUUUGUCGAUAGUUUUGCAAUGGAAGCUCGCUAAACAGUUUUUAAAUUACGAUUGUCGAAAUAUGUCGAAUUUUUGAAUAGAUACGACGAUGUGAUCGUAGGUAUCGGGUUGUCUCAAAAGUUCCUUUCUUUUUAUACGGAAUUAGUAGGUGCGCAGCAUGUUUUGUUUUAUAUUAUUUUAUUGAAUUUAAUAAAAUAAUGUAAAAGGAAAAAUGCUGUGCAUCUAUCGUUUCCUCGUAAAACGAAAGACAACCUAAUAUUUAAAAUAAUAUCUGCUCGUCCUGCGAAGAAAUUAUUUAGCUUCUACUCUUUCUCGAAAGAUAAACGAUAUUUUCUACGAUAAUCUUACAUUUUUAACUAGGAAAUUACAGUGAAAAAGGAAAUCGUAUCGAAUCAUUGCGGAAAGAACAAGACGGUAAAAGAUUAUUUCGUUCGAGGGAGUUGAAACUCGUCGAGACGAUAAUUCAGUGGUUGAAAACGCUCUUUAACUCGCGUUACAUAAAGUCAGCGAGUUUAUCAUCAAGUCGAAAAAGACCAUGUUUUUCUAUCGUAAUUUCCUAGCGAAUGUCAAAUUAUCAAAUUAUCUGAUAUUGAACAAAAGUCAUCGCAUAUGACUUACGAAACGUUAGAGCAGAAAGGUUUAUAAGAGAAAGACUAGGCGAAUAAGCCUUCAGUCGCUUGGUCCUGAAGAAAGACUACGCUUUAAUAUUCGUUUUCAUCUCCUUUUCUAUUUAAAAAUUUGAAUAUGCAUGUGAAAUUUUUACUUGUCGCAAUGUUGUUCGCGUUCGUGGCGUGGAAACCAGCAGAAAGUGCCACUGCCGAGCAAAUGGACAAAAUGGCAAGGAGUCUGCGCAGGUCUUGUUUGCAAAAAAUCGAUAUAUCAGAAGAUAAAGUGGAGGGCAUGCGAAGAGGUGAAUUUCCAGAAGAUCCAAAUCUUAAGUGCUAUACGAAUUGCAUUAUGAAAUUAAUUCGAACCUUUAAAAAUGGCAAUAUCGAUUUUGCUAUGGUGAUCAAACAAGUAGAACUUUCGAUGGCACCGGAAGAAGCAGCCGUAAUGAAGGAAGCCAUACUGAAAUGUAGUCAUAUGGAAUACACCGGUGAUGAAUGCCAGAAAUCAUAUACGUUCGUAAAAUGCACCUACGAUACGAAUCCGGAAAAGUUUUUCUUUCCUUAACAAACGACAUUCACAACAAACUGCACCAUCUUUCGAAGAGGCGCCGUGCAAAUUUAUCAAACUGCAAACCCACGAUCGCGAGAUCGAUAGAAGAAGCGAGCCACCGAUAACGUGUACGAAUAGUUUACUUAUUUUGAGCUGUAAUUUUUUUAAAUUUAGUAUGACGUUAUAUAAUACGAUCGUAAACUUUAAGAAAUAUUUUAGGUUGACAUUAAUUUUGCAAUCAAAAUAAUGUUAGUGAUUUACAUUACUGUGUUAUUACACUUUCUUAUGUUGUUAGUUAUAGAGAAUGAAAUGUCCGAUUUUUAACAAUUCAUACAUACUUCUGCUGAAACCUAAGAAAAGGAUACGUUUAUAUAUCCUUUACACAUGUACGUAAAUAUUAAAGAUGCAUAAACGAGAAAAUCAACUGUCUGAAAGACAAAGAUAUUCGUCGAAGGCGAUAAAAUUCGAUAUUUUAUACGUUACGAUCUAAUAUCGUAUUGUAUCAAACAUUCGCAAUAAAAUAGCGUGCAAGUAUAACGUAGCAAUCAUUAAUCUCCAGAUUUCAAGUCCGAGUAAGAUUUCAAUAAAUUAUGCGAGACGGUUUCUAUCCAAAAAGUUCGUACUCUUUUCGGGAAAUUUUUAACCGUUUUAGUGCCACGGCUUUUUAAGAAUCCGUGUCGGAUUGUGCCAUACAGCGCGAUAGCGUUUCGUUCAUUUAUUUCCGAGAAAUACCGAUCGACGCGAUCGCACUGCCCUUUUUUUUCGUUUACGCAGGUGGUUUAAGAUUGUUUGAAACAAAAAAGAAGUAAUUACGAGAGGAAACUCUGACAUGACUCGCGACGAGCUACGUUCGAAACCGAACGCGUUGCGAAUUGUCGAUCGUAACCAAACAUCGCGACACAGUUCACCACAGUACGCGAACAGCGCGAUCGCGCUGCGUGACGCUAAAACGGUUAAACAGCAUCGUAGUGACUCACCGUUACUAACAAGACGCGAUUAUAUGCGUAAAAUUUGAAACCAAUUUGAAAUCGAUAGUAUGCAGAGUGGUUGGUAAUUGGUGGUACAAGCGGAAAGGGGGUGAUUCUACGCGAAAAAAGAAGUCGAAAAUAUAGAAUAAACAUUUUUCGUUCGAGGCUUUGUUUUCGAGAAAAUCGACUUUGAAUUUUCGCUCGGUACGCGUGCACUUUGUCGCGUCUUGUUAUAACGGAUCUCACUGUAGAUCGUUGUCUCGAUUGACGUUACUUUUUUAAUUUAAAAAAUUUUUAAAUUUUUAAAUUUUUAAAUUUUCAAAUUUUUAAAUUUUCAAAUUUUCAAAUUUUCAAAUUUUCAAAUUUUCAAAUUUUCAAAUUUUCAAAUUUUCAAAUUUUCAAAUUUUCAAAUUUUCAAAUUUUCAAAUUUUCAAAUUUUCAAAUUUUCAAAUUUUCAAAUUUUCAAAUUUUCAAAUUUUCAAAUUUUCAAAUUUUUAAAUUUUUAAAUUUUUAAAUUUUUAUUCUAUAUUUCCGACUUCUUUUUUCGCGUAGAAUCACCCCCUUCCCGCUUGUACCACCAGUUACCAACCACCCUGUAUACGUGAAUUUCGUUAAUAAAUUAACACUUUACCGACCGCUAGCGAUUCAACAGCAUACGCACGUCCGACCGGCGUCUCAGGCGCAGAUUCUCCCUGGCGCCGGCUCUGUUUCGGUUUAGACUCUCCAAUACCAUUCUUUUUGUUCAUCGCGAUCGAUACGUUUUUCAUUUCAAUUGAUAUAAAACUGUGGCAGCUUACGAAGCAACGCAACUGACGCAACUGAGCAAGGUACCUUAGUACUAAAUAAUAAAUUACUGCUCAAAUAAUGAGAAAGAUUGUCGGCGAUAAAAAACCGAUUAAUAGGCUAUCGGUCGAUGAGCGUCGGUGACAAAAAACUGAUUAAUCGGCUAUCGGUCGGUAAAGUGUUGAUUGAACAAGCGAGUCCUCGUACAAAACCGGAAAAGAAAAAUUAGAAGCAAAGAACACAAAAUCAAAGAGAAAAAGAAGUAACUCGUUAAAAGAGGUACUCUCAGGAUAUGAUCCAGCAUCGUCAAUGAUAAUACAAUGCAUAAUGAUUUCAUAUUUGCGACGUAAUCCACUACGUGGCGGAAACACUCUUCCCUUUCCGACGUAGUCUGAGUUUCCGAAGAUGCUACGCGGAAAGUGCAGGUUGCACAUUAAUUAUUAGUCGGCAGGGUAAUUACGGGUCAAGCUUCGUGCAACACCCACAAAAUGCAAAAAUUGUUCCUUCUCCUACCGCGACGAUCAACGCGGACUAUAAAAGGGAGUGUACGAUCAUAUUGCGAAUCCACGUGCGCUAUUUCUUCGUGGUUUGAACCAUCGAGAAGUUAGCGAAGUUGGUUCGAAACAUCAACGAGGAAGAGGAAGAAGAAUAAAUUUGGAACAAGUCAAACAGGAUGAAGGGGGUCGGCGUUUGCCUGCUGGUCUCGUUGAUGCUUGUCUUGUUGGCGAUCAAAGAUACAGAGAGC